Gongylonema pulchrum is the source of this 282-nucleotide messenger RNA. NCBI's taxonomy places the organism in Eukaryota, Metazoa, Nematoda, Chromadorea, Rhabditida, Gongylonematidae. The record is from the annotation of a GenBank genome assembly.
AUGACUAACAACCAGGUCAGGCCCGAACAACCCGAACCAAAUCCACAGCUCAAAAGUGGCAGCCCGUGCACCAUACAGCGACGAUCUACCCUUCAAGCGAAAAUCAGGCAGUUACUAAAACUCGGCUCGGCCGCAAUUGAGAGACCCCCUCGUUUCUCUGUCUACGCUAUUAUUUCGGAGUUGCGCCUGUCGGCACUGCCUGUGGCAAUUUGCCAACGAGUACUGGGUAGUGUUGUCCAGAGUUUCGUAGUUGGACGACGUGGUUGGGUGGGCGGUGGGUAG